GGUGGAACAGAGGUAGAGAGAUUCACACAGCAUAGCCCUCACAGGGUAUACAGCAUCGCUCUGAAACGCACUCACGACCAAACAAAAAGCGAGGCUAAACGCAUCAAAAAAUUUUAAGACGACAGCAGGAACACAGUACUUCAGCAGAGAUGGGGCCUGGAUUGUUCUGGAACUUCCCAUCCAAGGCUAGCUGCACGGUUCCACAGAGCCUGCUGCAGACAAUGUUGCUCUCCAGGAUGGCUGGCAUGAAGGAUCAGCAGUUCACUGAAGAGAAACCGCUACUGCCAGAAUCCAGGGGACAGGAAACAGAGAUGGCUAAAGGACAGUCUGUGCACGUGCUGCCCUCAGCUACGCCUCCCCCCCCCAUGGCUCGCCCCCCAAAACGCUGGCAUGCCAUCGCCCAACACUGGCUCGGCCUGACGCGCCGUCGGACCAGCGGGUACUUCCCGGAAAACUGCGAGACCUUCGUAGCUACUGGAGACUGGAAGGAACAUGACAUUGAAACCCCUUAUGGGAUGCUGCACGUGGUUAUCCGUGGCGCUCCCAAGGGCAACAAGCCAGCUAUUCUGACCUACCAUGAUGUUGGGCUGAACCACAAGCUGUGCUUCAACAGCUUUUUCCAGAAUGAAGACAUGCUGGAGAUCACUAAGCACUUUGUGGUGUGCCAUGUAGAUGCCCCAGGCCAGCACAUCGGAGCGCCCCAGAUGCCACAAGGAUAUCAGUAUCCCACCAUGGAUCAGCUAGCUGGGAUGCUUCCUAGUGUGGUGCAACACUUUGGCUUCAAGAGCAUUGUGGGAAUUGGAGUUGGGGCUGGAGCCUACAUCCUGGCCAAAUUUGCGCUGAUUUUCCCUGAUCUUGUGGAGGGUCUGGUUCUGCUCAACAUUGAUCCCAAUGGAAAAGGAUGGAUCGACUGGGCUGCCACUAAAUUGUCAGGACUCACCAGUACUUUACCAGACACUGUUCUGGCCCAUCUUUUCAGCCAGGAGGAGCUUAUGAGCAACACAGAAGUUGUGCAGAACUACCGCCAGCAGAUCAACAACAACAUCAACCAGUUCAACCUGCAGCUCUUCUGGAACAUGUACAACAGUCGCAGGGAUUUGGAAAUGAACCGCAGUGGCUCUGUGAUAAAUGCUAAGACUCUGAGAUGCCCAGUCAUGCUGGUGGUUGGGGACAAUGCUCCGGCUGAGGAGGGGGUGGUUGAGUGCAACUCCAAGCUGGAUCCAACCAACACCACAUUCCUGAAGAUGGCUGAUUCAGGUGGAAUGCCUCAGAUCACACAGCCUGGCAAACUCACAGAGGCGUUCAAGUACUUCCUGCAGGGAAUGGGUUACAUUGCUUAUAUGAAGGAUCGGAGAAUGAGUGGGGGGCCAGUGCCCUCGGCCAGUAUGACCCGUCUCGCUCGCUCCCGAACGGCCUCUCUGACCAGCGCCGGCUCUGUGGACGGAUCUCGCAACCGCGCGUGUACACACUCGGACAGCAGCGAGGGCGUCGGGCAGGUCAGCCACACCAUGGAAGUGUCCUGCUGAACCCUGGUGCACUUUCUCACACGCACACAUUUAGGGAGACGUGGCAUGGAAGGGAGGGCGUGAGAAGAAUGAAGCUCUCCAUAUUGCGUUCAUUCUUUCUUUGUCAGCCAUUUUCUAUGUUCUUUAAUCUCUCUGUUUUUCUUUUUUCAAUGUUAGCCAUCAUAUGGGAAUAGUUCACCCAUAAAUGAAAUGAUUUGCGCCAGGGAUGAUAACCUGUAUGGCUUAAUUUCUUCUGUAGAACACAAAAUGAGAUGGUUCAAACUUCAGUUCUCCAUGUAAUGAAAGUGAAUCUUUUUUUCAUGAGUUGGCUUGAGAAGACCUAUAAUAUAGUUCACGGGUCAUAUGAGCUACUUUUAUGAUGCUUGAACAGUGCAUGUUCUGGAACGUGAUGGCACUUCCACUUUCACAAGAUGCAAGAGAGCAUCUUGGACAUACUGCUAAAUAUCUACUUUUCUGUUCCACAUGAAGAAAAACAGCCAUUCAGGUUUUGAAGAACUUUGAGUGGUUUUCAUUUUGAGUUGAACUAUUCCUGUAUAAAAUAAAGACUUGCUGCCCCCCUUCAGAACAGUGUUUGGUUCCCCCUACGUUGUAACACGGUUACCUACAGUAUCGCUCUGUGUGUCAGUAUUUCUGCACCCUUCGCUUGCUGCCUCUGGCCUUCACCUCCUCCUUAGAGAAAACUACAAGUCCCAUCAGCCCCUGCUCUCACUCAUUCCUGUCCUACGACAGUCUUUGAGGAUUGGGUUGCAGGUCGAAGGGACCCAUCCUGAGGAAGAGACCGAAAUAAAAACAAGAGACAGAGAGGGAUCUUAACGAGUGAUUUAUGACUGAACUUUGUAGCCAUAUAGUGCUCUCCCUCUCAAUUACAAGUGAAAGUGAAGGGAUUGUGUUGUUGAAGAGGGUGGAAAUCUCUUAAACAGUAAACAGUAGCUUUCGGCCAAUCAUCUCACCUCAUUCAGCCACCAGGGUCAACUUUCACACUAGGUAGUUAUAGGAACUAUGCGGGAUCUAAUAGGAAGUAAUGUUGUAAUUACCACAAUUUCUAUACCCGAAGUGCGUCAUUGAAGAACAUCAAUAACUGACGUAUAAUUGAAUCUCUGAGUUAAUAGUUCCUAAUGUGCUCAGGUUAGAUCCUACUCUGAUGUAGAAUCAGAUCCAAUUUAGUUCCUGAAAAAUAUGCCUGUAAUUUAAACCAUUCUUCAAGAGUUCACACCUAGCUGAUGAUUGAUUAUAAAGCUUGUUUGGCAUGCUGUCCCGGGAGAGAGCCAUGAGCAAUUUCAAGAUUGUCGAGCAUGGGGCUCCCUCCCGUUUGCACGGUGAGAGGGGAGUUUGAGCUCAGGUAGAUCUCGAGAACUCCCCUGCUGUUUGUAGCUAAUGAAGAAUUAGGGAUUGCUAUGAAGAGAUAACUGCUUACUAGGAGCACACCUGGAUUAGUCAGUUAACUUAAGUCGACGUUCUUGCUGUGAGGCAACAGUGCUAACCACUGGGCCGCCGUGCCGCCCAUCUAGGAAAAGAGGAGGAGUAGACGUGGAAGGGAGGAUUCUUCAAAACGAAGAUGACUGUGGUAUGGAACGUAGGUUAUUUAUGGUGACUUGGGAAUCAUCUGAUUGGUAAAUCAUAAAUUGGAUAAUGCAGGACCAGCUGUGAUCAAUCAUAAGCACUUAAUCCUCGCCAGACUAGUUUAUAAAUAAUCUUCACAAAGUUCCUUCAUUGCAAACAAACACAAAGAAGGCACUUUAGACACUUUGGUGUGAAAAAGUUAGUACUUCUAGUUUCGGCCACUACAAAAAUGGUUCCUCUGGUGGGUACUUCCAUCAGUAGUUACAAAAAAUAGACCUCUGGACCAAAAAACAAGUGAGUUCCUAUUCACCUUAUUCUCCGCGUACGAGCGGGCGCAGCCAUUUGAAUCAUUUUGGCUCGAGACUUCCGGUCUCAUUCACUUCCAUUUAUUUUUAGACAUUAAAACAGCUCGUUUUGCUGCUUGGUGUUGCAAACUGAUAUUUUCUUAUUAUAUUAUUCUACCUUCUCUGUAUAAUCAUGCAAACACUUGUUUGUAGAGUAAAUAGUGUGAUCGUUUUCUGACGUUUAUUAUUCCUAAUCAUUUCUCCCAUAGGCAGCUGAAUCGGAAGUUUUAAAACAAUUGCAAAAACGAGCGAACAUCCGCAUUGAAGAAAAGGUCAAUAGAAAUAGUUAGAGAGGCACUACAAAAACAUUCCUAAAGUGCAAACAAAAGAGAAGGUUCUUCCAACAGGAGGAACUAAGAACAUGUUCAUUGUUUGGUGUGAAAGUUCCUAUUGGAAACAUAUGUAUUACCACACACUGAAGCUAAAUGUAAAUUAUGUAAAUUAGACAUGAGAUACAGGUUUAAGCGCAAUGUAGAAAGGCCUUGAGACACAUUUAUUUAGCUUCAACACAAUGCAAAUCAUGCAAGAAUUGAGUGUGAUUGUCAAAAGUGACCAUCACUGGAAAAAUGCUUUCAGUGUGAACAGCUCCUUUUUCCCCAUUAACGUAAGCUGCAUGACCUGAUCAAGGUUUGUUUACCAUGUUAAUUUUGCCAUUCCUUCGCAUUCAGUUGCACAAUAAAAUCAAGUCUGGCUUCAUUAAAUGCAGCAAAUCAUACCACACGAGUACCCUUUUACCACAUGCACUCCGUGUCAUAUGAAAGUGGCUUUGCCUGGGAUCGGUUCUGUACGGUCUCCUUUUUCUAGACAAUCAGUUUUUGACCUAAACCAAACCGAAACCGUGGACUGAGGCAGAGCCUGUGUGAUAAGAGUUUGCAGUGUAUUAGUGGUACAGAAUCAAAGCUUCGAGCUUCUCUUACAGCACCCAGCCCCGCACGAAGAAUAUACCAAAGCUACUGAUAGAAAUGACACACACGAAUGCAAACACACACACAUUACCCGAUGAGGGCUGGGCUCUGCAAGGUAACCGAGCUUUUGAAUGUAUAUACAUACACAUUAAAUAAUUGUACACACACACACAUUGCACAUACAUUCACACAGAAGAUUUCAUUUCAGAAUUCAUUUAAAUUCAUUCAUUCAGACACAUUUUACAUUUCAAGUUGUCAUAGAUUGGUAAACGUCUAUAGUGGUGAAUGGAAACUACAGUACAUUUAUUUUUUGUGUUUCCCUUUGCGGCCAAAGAUAAAGCCUCAAUACCAUUUCUGUUACUUUCCAAAAGAGUUUUUCCCCUUAAAAAUGUGAGGCUGAUGGUGGUCAGAAGACUAAAGUCAAAUUUGGCAUGUUUUCAUUAGCCGCUUUGUUAGAAACACACAACAGAACGUAUAAUAGCAUAAAUGUCCAUUUUAAAAAUUAAAUAAAAUAAUUUCUGUAUAAUUCUAGCAAUUAUUAUAAAGCAACUUGUCUUCAUUGUCGUCCAUGGCCAUAAAUAUCUGUUCAUGUGUGUGCAAACUACUAAUAAAAAAUAAAAAAAAAGCAAAAAUUACAAGAAUAAACAUAAAAAUUACAAUUAAAUAAGUGAAUAAAACUGACUAAUUAAACUAAACUCCUCACCAAAACUACUAAAUUGAAGCACAGACUGUGUAAGAUAUGAAUGUAGUAUCUGUGACAACACCCAUAGGUUUCUGAAGAGCGCAAAUGAAGCUACAAGUAGGCGUGGCCAACCGUCGCCAUUGUGUUCGACCGGGGGUUACCAAAAAAGGGCAAAGAGGUGGAGCAUGAGCAGAGCUACAGAUGUCUGCUAACAUUUUGCUUAGACAGGCUUUUCUUUGGGAGAAUUAACAUAACUUAAUAUAAACGAUAGGGAUGAGUUAUAAAAAUUCACCCGCUUCACAGAUGUCAUCAAGGGUAAUAUUAGCUAUAUGAACCAAAAUCGUUUUGUGCACCAGGCUGUAAACACCUUUCUUUCUGCUGUAAAGUUGGCCAUUUCAACUGUGGGGUCAAUAGAAGUGUGCUCUAUCAUGGAGCCAGGCCUAGUGGAAUUUCGAUGAAUUGCAGUUUCAGUUACUUCCGAAUUAGCUUCACGAGGAAGAGCGGGAGGUUGCCGUUUGAUUGAAAUGCAUUCCACGGGUGACUGAGCUGAGAUCUGAUUGGCUGACGCAGCUAACGUGAGACUUCCGAGGGCGGAGCAACUGUUGACUGUCCAUUCCACACUCACGCUUUUCUGUCUUAUUGAAUGUCAAUAUUCCUGCAGCUUCCAUGAACAAGGAAGUGCACAAUUACGUACUUUUUCGGGGCGUUUUCUGCGCGCUUGUCUACAAGGGACGGGGCUUUCUGGAGCACGUUUGGCUCCAAGCUCGGAAUGUAGGGCAAAUCCCACCCCCAACAAACCCAAUCCCCAAAACACAAGGUGCCCCGGCCCUCACAGACACUUUCAGUCGCCCCAAAAGGGCUAUCGACCCAGGCAAUGCAUCGCGAUCGACCUCGCUCCGUGCUAAGCUGGGCGCAGUACUGUAGAUACUGUACAAAGAGAAGCAUGAACGCGCGAAUACAGAAUAAACGAUGAAUGUGAAGGAGGAACGAGAGGGAGAGGUGGAACGCUUAAAGGAGGUUGAAACGCAAAAUUCCGACUUGUUUCCUCCUAAAGGCUGAAUGGACAAAAACACACACAUGAUCGUCCCUGGUGUUUAUUUGCAUGAGUGUUGACAAUGCAACCCUCGUGUUUGUGUCGUUUUUCCUCAAGUUUCUGUUUGAAGUAUGCAGUCUUUAGCUCUUAUUAAGAAAUAAAGAGCAUGCCCACCUUUCAAAGGUGCACUUUUUCCCCGAUACCCGAUCUCCGCUUGGGGGCCCUGAAUGUAUUAAGGUUUUUGAAAGUGCUGUACAGUAUUGUCAAUGUGGCCCCAUAUCACCUUCUAACUCGAAUCAGGGCUUGCACCAGUUUGACCUGCCAUACCUGCCUUCCCUCGCACCCCAAAUCCAUGUUCUAAACUGUAGAUAUUCGCUGUUUUUAGGGCACACGUCUAAAAAUAAGUCUGCCUUUUGUCAUGUGGAACUGUUAAACUUUGGAUUUCCCCUGAGUUCCUCUUUUUUAUAAUAUAGUAGUUCUAAUUUAACCAUGUGUUAUCUAUUCUCGUGAGGAUUCAAUGAGUAUUAUUAAUUAAUAUGAUUACAAUUGUUACGAUUAGCCAUUGUUUUAUUGUUUUAUAUUAAGCAAUAAGUUGUUUGUGGUUUUUUUUCUUCUUCUGGAAGGGGGCUGGUUGUUACAAAUGUGUCUAAAGAUACAACGGUAGGAGUCACUCUUAACCUGCUUUGCCAUAAGAAAACUACGAAAACUAAUGUGUUUCUGUAUUAUGUACAUCUAUAUACAAGCUGUCACUGUCUGUGUACUAAACAACUGUACGUGCAACAAAUAAAAAUGGAUAUACAAAACAA
Molecule: messenger RNA, 6856 nt
Organism: Danio aesculapii
Lineage: Eukaryota; Metazoa; Chordata; Actinopteri; Cypriniformes; Danionidae
Gene: ndrg4
Product: NDRG family member 4
Exons: 18
Coding region: 150-1526 (458 amino acids)
Biological process (GO): signal transduction; brain development; positive regulation of ERK1 and ERK2 cascade
Cellular component (GO): cytoplasm
Source: RefSeq, a predicted model, not a curated record